AUGGAGCGUGCUGUUCCGCAACCAGUAGUAAUCCAAUCCCCACAUUCGGCAGCUCGAAAUCAACCCCAUAAAAAGUUCGAUUCGAGUGACAAAGCCACAACCCCGAGCGGGUGGGCUGUUCAGCAGCCAGCAGGGAUUUACACAGAUUGUAUUGCUGGGUACCUGGAGCAAUGGGACCUACCCUCGCGCCAGUGGCUAGCGGUGACGUCGAUCCUGCUGAUAGCGGGUGCCGCCGGGGUGGCCGUCCCGUUUGCCUUGAAGGUUUCGGCCGGGGCCCCGCUCGAGGAACGCAUCCAGGCCGCCACCCAGCUGCUCGACACAGUGCCUUUAAUCGACGGACACAACGAUCUGCCGUGGAACAUUAGGAAAUUUUUACAUAAUCAACUCAACGAGUUCCGGUUCGAAGACGAUUUGAAGCAGAUAUCACCAUGGUCUAAAAGUGCUUGGAGUCAUACCGAUUUGCAAAGACUGAAACGAGGUCGAAUAGCUGCUCAGUUUUGGGCCGCGUACGUGCCCUGUGAGGCGCAGCACAAGGACGCCGUGCAGAUCACGCUGGAGCAAAUUGAUGUAAUUAAAAGACUGACGGAACGCUACUCACCACAUCUAACGGCAUGUGCAUCAGUUUACGAUAUCGUUCAAGCGCACAAAAACCAUCAAAUGUGUUCACUAAUUGGAGUCGAGGGAGGGCACUCGCUCGGCGGUUCGCUGGGUGUCCUGCGGAUUUACUAUGCGCUCGGCGUUCGCUACAUGACCCUGACGUCCACCUGUCACACACCGUGGGCGGACUCGAGCAACGCCGAUGGUCCCAAGUACGACAUCAAGCACGGUGGCCUCACGGCAUACGGCAAGACAAUCGUCCGGGAGAUGAACCGCCUCGGCAUGAUAGUGGACCUAUCGAAGUCCUCCGUGGCAACCAUGAAGGAUGUGCUGGCGACCUCGCAAGCACCGGUCAUAUUUUCCCACUCGUCGGCCUACGCUCUGUGCAACUCCAGCCGGAACGUGCAGGACGAGGUGCUGCAGCUGGUGACGAAGAACCGUGGCCUGGUGAUGGUCAACUUUUACAAUAAAUUUCUCAGCUGUACCGAAAACGCCACCGUCGAGGACGCUGUCGGUGAGUAUCCUAUCUGUCUCUCUGUGUAUAGUUGCCUCUUGUUUUUUUUUAUCUACUUCCACCACCAGUCAGUGUGUUGUGUAUUUGUGUUGCGGGGGACGUUAUUGCUUGUUUUGCUAAAUAUAUAUGACAUCGGUGAGAUGGUAACAGCUGGUCUGCAAAAGGGUAACAGGCAAAAAUCAAAAAUGGAAUAAAAACAUGU
Molecule: messenger RNA, 1313 nt
Organism: Aedes albopictus (Asian tiger mosquito)
Lineage: Eukaryota; Metazoa; Arthropoda; Insecta; Diptera; Culicidae
Product: dipeptidase 1-like
Exons: 6
Coding region: 1-1305 (434 amino acids)
Biological process (GO): proteolysis
Molecular function (GO): metallodipeptidase activity
Source: RefSeq, a predicted model, not a curated record